Brassica rapa (field mustard) is the source of this 1128-nucleotide messenger RNA. Its product is annotated as probable xyloglucan endotransglucosylase/hydrolase protein 5. NCBI's taxonomy places the organism in Eukaryota, Viridiplantae, Streptophyta, Magnoliopsida, Brassicales, Brassicaceae. Gene Ontology annotation, biological process: cell wall biogenesis; xyloglucan metabolic process. The record is from RefSeq and is a predicted model, not a curated record. Gene Ontology annotation, molecular function: hydrolase activity, hydrolyzing O-glycosyl compounds; xyloglucan:xyloglucosyl transferase activity. Gene Ontology annotation, cellular component: cell wall; apoplast.
UCUGAUAAAUAAUAAUUAAUAAACCAUAUAUUAUGCUAAGCCUAGCUAGCUACCUAGCUGAUAUGGCUAUAAAUAGAAACGUCCGCACAAUGGGUGUUUGGUGCAAUGAGGGUGAUCAAAAUGGGUCGUCUUCCACUUACUUUUUGCCUCACCUUUCUGCUUAUGGCGACGGUAACGUUUGGUGUACCUCCUAAGAAGUCCAUUGAUGUUCCUUUUGGCAGGAACUAUUUCCCCACUUGGGCUUUUGAUCACAUUAAGUAUCUCAAUGGUGGUUCUGAAGUGCAUCUCGUCCUUGACAAGCACACUGGCACUGGCUUUCAGUCAAAGGGUUCAUACUUGUUUGGCCACUUCAGUAUGCACAUAAAGAUGGUUCCUGGAGACUCUGCCGGAACUGUGACCGCCUUCUAUUUAUCAUCACAGAACUCAGAACAUGAUGAGAUAGAUUUUGAGUUCCUAGGGAACAGAACCGGUCAGCCUUACAUUUUGCAGACAAACGUGUUUACAGGAGGCAAAGGAAACAGAGAGCAGAGGAUCAACCUCUGGUUUGACCCUUCCAAGAACUAUCAUUCCUAUUCAGUUCUCUGGAAUAUGCAUCAGAUUGUGUUCUUUGUGGAUGAUGUUCCCAUAAGAGUGUUCAAGAACAGCAAAGACAUUGGGGUGAAGUUUCCAUUCAACCAGCCGAUGAAGAUAUAUUCAAGUCUUUGGAACGCAGAUGACUGGGCCACAAGGGGAGGGUUAGAGAAGACUAACUGGGCAAAGGCUCCUUUCGUCGCCUCCUACAGAGGCUUCCAUAUUGAUGGAUGUGAGGCUUCGGUGAGUGCUAAGUUCUGUGAGACGCAAGGGAAACGUUGGUGGGAUAAGGAGGAGUUUCAAGACUUGGAUGCUAAACAGUACAAGCGUCUCAAAUGGGUUCGUAAGAGAUACACUAUCUAUAACUAUUGUACCGACCGUGUCAGGUUUCCUAAGCCUCCUCCUGAGUGCCGCAGAGACCGUGACAUUUAGUGUUUUUCUCAGAGUUCAUUUUUAUAUAUUUUCCCAGUUGUUGUAUCCACAAGCUUGCGAGCUAGAGAAACUUGAAUUGUUACAAUGGUACUUGUGAUGUAAACUAAUAAUAACCAUUCACUCAAA